Messenger RNA from Scleropages formosus (Asian bonytongue), 2382 nucleotides. RefSeq names its product cilia and flagella associated protein 73 (gene cfap73). The record is from RefSeq and is a predicted model, not a curated record. The coding region runs from base 87 to 1025 and encodes 312 amino acids. NCBI's taxonomy places the organism in Eukaryota, Metazoa, Chordata, Actinopteri, Osteoglossiformes, Osteoglossidae. The transcript has 8 exons.
CGAGACGCGUGGAGCUCGCGGCGCCGCGGAGAGCGCGGAGCGCGGGACUUCAGUGACCCGGCCGGGUUGCCCUUUCUGGCAGAACCAUGUCUCUGAACGUGGACGACUACUUCCGAACCGUGUACGAGCAGCGGCUGCGCGCCAAGGUGUCCCUGCCGGACCUCAAGACAGGAGACACUCGAAAGCUGGACAAGCUGGAGGAGGUGAAGGACGUGGAGCGCGUGCUGACCGCACAACGAGAGGACUUCAGGAGGAGGACGGAGAGCCUGCGGCGGCGCAGAAAGGAGCUGGACGAGAAAGAGGAGCAGCUGAAGGAGUCCCUCUUCAAAUUCAACAAGUUCCUCAAAGAGAACGACGCCAAGCGUGGCCGAGCCCUGAAGAAGGCCUCCGAGGAGAAGGACUUGGCGCGGCAGAAACAGGCUGAAGUCGAGCUUCUGGAGCAGGAGGUCCUGGUACUGCAGAAGAGGAGGGAAACGAUGCGAGUCAAAGUGCAGAGGAAGGCCGUCUACAGAGACUUCUUGCACAGGGUCACCAAGAGCUCCACAAAGUUUGGCGAGAUCUGGGAGCUCGUCGCCCGCUUCGACACCCUGCUGGCCACGCGAGAGCAGCUGCUCGGCAGGGAGAGCGAGGGCCGGCAGCUCGGGGAGGCCCUGCGGCAGCAGCACCGGCGCUUCGUCGACGAACAGAGCGACCGCAUCCUGCGGUACAACAACCAGCUGUCAGAGCUGCAAACACGGCUGGAGCAGGUCCGCUCGCUGGCCUUAAAGUGGGAGGCCACGUGGAACCACAUACAGUCCAUAUCGGCCAGAGAGACCCUUCUGCUGGGCCAAAUCAAGGUGACGACCCUUAAUCUCUUCCACAUGAUGGGUGGCCAGACGGACGACGAGAACGGCGUGGGCAUCGGGGACACGCUGGGGCAGCUGGACAGGAUUGAGCUCUUCGUUCAGGACCAGACGGGAAUUUUACAUCAUCUCCAAGGGCGAGACUCGAAAAGUGACCCAAAUGUAAACCCGAACGCCAAGUAAAGUGGUAAAGAUAAAACAAGGCCUCGGGUUCCCGCGUGAAUCCCGUGACAAGGUGCGAAAGAGCCGAAGGCUCGGACCUUUUCCUAGCGCCGGGCGUCAUUCGAGUGCCGCAUCGUCACACGACCCCUCGGAAACCUUUGCCUUCGGAUCCCAGCCGAGCGACCAACUGCGUCACGUCUGCAUUGUCAGUUGCUGAAACAGGACACGGGAGUUGCCAAAAUUCGCUUCAGCAGGUCAGAUGUACAUGGGACACAUGUUCAGAGUAACGGAAAACAAGGGCUGACUCUGAAUGUUGGGUGGAGCGCUUUGCUCACCAAAAAUAUUCCAAGCGGGCCCAUCGUUGGACGGCGUCUGUGCCGAAAGCCUGCGGUGCGGCUCCGCUUCCCGAGUCCCGCUGCACCAUCCUGCUGCACGCUGACUGCUCAGGCUUUGGUCACCACGCUUUUUUACCCCAUGAUGCGCAUAAUUGUGACUUUUUACCUCAUAAAUGCAUGCACAUGGUCUGGGCUAUUUGCUGGGAUUAAAUAAAUUGUUCCGUGGUGCUUUUGCUACAUUCGUAUUAAUUUUUUUAACACGAGUAACUAGGGAGGAGCUUCUGCAUCUGUCCAAACUGCACCCAAGUCCUACAUUGAUUAUUGAUCGAAAAACAGCAAUUUUACAGAGUGACAGCAACGCUAAUAAAGGACACACAUUAAACAUCUAUAACCAGUGGGAAAAAAUUAUUAAAUAAACAUUGGCUGUUUACAGUUAUUGACAGGUUAUAAUUAUAUACCCAUUUAUACAGUAGUCAUUUUUACCAUGUCGAUUCAGGGGAAGUACAUCACACAGGCACCGAUCUUGGAAUUUUAUUUAUUUUGUAGACAUCAAUGAGCCAAAUCAUCCUGCUCUCUCCAUCCAGGGUGUCCCCCGUCUUGCUCCCCAGGCUUUUGGAUACACUCGUUAUUAGUAAGUGGUUCUUAAUAAGAGGUUCUUCAUAGCAAACGAAUAAAUGAAAAUAUAACCUCAGAAGAGAAGCUGAAAAUAAAUGAUUAGAAAUAUUGUAAGAACUUGUGUUCAUGUCGUCAUUUUGCUAUUAAUUUUAGGUGACCCAUUUUUCUUCCAGUAACCAAGCAUUUUUUUCUUAAGAACAAAAAUAGAUAUCAGCACAUCAAAAUAUUUGACCUCGUCAUUAUGCGGAGAUAUCUAUAUAGGUGUCACUUACCAUCACUUAAAUGUUGAAAUGCCAGAGCUCAGGGUCACCGGGUCAAGGACAAAAAGAUGUUUACGACAUCUCAGAACCCAUCCCCAGAGCACUGAAAAUAUUCUCAUGAGAAGAAUCAUUAAAGAGAACAGGCAGGGUGUGUUAUGGACCUGCCUC